UUAACUGGAGGGGGAGGCUGGGGACUGCUUCUGCCCCCUGUCCUAUGCUCCAGGAUGCAGCAGAGGCCCUGGAGGCUGUUUGGGGGCCCCAAGUCAGGGGGCCUCACCCAGAAGUUGGGGGGGCUGUGUCCCCACAGGCGCCCUCGCAGCUACAGGCCUGGUCCCCAGUGCAGUCAUGGCUCAUGUUCCUGUUCUUCAGCGAGGGAAGCCUGUUGAAAAAAGACAAAAAGGAGAAAAAAGAUAGAAAAGACUCACUUCCUCCAACAAGGGCCCUCCCGCCGAUCCCACGCCGUCCAGAGCCUGUGUAUUUGGCCCCAAGAUCAUCUAAAUACAAAUCAAUGAAGGAGGCUGCAGAGAGUUCAUACGUGGAUCCUAAAGACCUGCACCCUGGUCCUAGACGCCGCUCAGAGACCAAAUAUCCAAGUUCUGAUGGAGCAGGGGAAGCAGCCAAAUCCUCUGCUGAGAAGUCCUACAUCAGUGUGCUUCCAUCAUCACCUUUUUCUACAUCCUCUCCUCCAAAGCCCUACGUCAGUAUGCAGCCAGCACCACCUUUUUCUACAUCCACUCCUGAGAAGUCCUAUGUCAGUAUGCAAGGAGCACCAGCUUUUUCUACAUCCACUCCUGAGAAGGCCUACGCUGAUGUGCAACGGUCACCACGUUUUUCUAUGUGA
Molecule: messenger RNA, 671 nt
Organism: Heteronotia binoei (common prickly gecko)
Lineage: Eukaryota; Metazoa; Chordata; Lepidosauria; Squamata; Gekkonidae
Exons: 9
Coding region: 45-671 (208 amino acids)
Source: RefSeq, a predicted model, not a curated record